Molecule: messenger RNA, 1203 nt
Organism: Linnemannia hyalina
Lineage: Eukaryota; Fungi; Mortierellomycota; Mortierellomycetes; Mortierellales; Mortierellaceae
Source: the annotation of a GenBank genome assembly
AUGGUCUUGACCCGUUCGCGAUCUAACAACCAGGGCAACACUGCUCCUGCCCCAGUCCCAGCUCCCAAAAAAACUGCCCCCGCAACAAAGCGCAAGGCGUCCGCCUCAGCUGCCUCUGCUCCCAAGGUCACCAAGACCGACUCUACUCCCGACGUUGCCGCCGCUAAGGAAGUACAGCCAGCGCCAGCAGAAGUACGCCCCGCACCUGUUGAAACAGCGCCUGCCCCUGCUACUGCUGUUGCUGUUCCAGCUGACACGCCAGCUCCGAUCCCCGCGGCUGCUGCUACCACGGAGACAUCGGAGCCCACCAAGGUCCCCACACCCCCUCCUGCGAUUGCAGCUCCUGAGGCAUCGACCAUCCCAGCGCCUGUCGAAAUGCCUAUUGUUGCUGCCGCCGAGCCUGUGAUCGCCUCGUCCGAGGAGCCAACUCUCCACCACGUCAUCCACCCGUACGAUGUCGUUGUCACGGACAUUGAAGGUACUACCACGCCAAUUGUUUUUGUCAAGGAGAACUUGUUCCCCUAUAUUACCUCCAAGUUGGCCGAGUUCCUCCAAAGAAACUGGGCCAGUGAGGAAAUGAAGUCUGCCGUGGAGGCCCUUCGUGUUCAGGCUGCCAAGGAUGUUGCUGACGGUGUCGCCGAUGCAACCCCAAUUGCCAAGGAAUCUGCCGAGGUCACUGCUGAAAAGGUCCAGCAGAAUGUGAUUGCGUCCAUUGCAUGGCAAAUGAAGGCCGACCGCAAGAUUGGAGCCCUGAAAGCCUUCCAGGGAUAUAUGUGGAGAGAAGGAUAUAUCAACGGUGACUUGAAGGGAGCUCUUUAUGAGGAUGUCAUUCCUGCAUUUGACCAUUGGAGGGCCGAGGGUAAGAAGCUGUACAUUUACUCUUCUGGCAGCAUUGACGCCCAAAAGCUGCUCUUUGGAUUCUCGGAAAAAGGCGAUCUCCUCCACUACUUUUCUGGCCACUAUGAUACCACUAUUGGACUGAAAGUUAAUGCUGAGAGCUACGCCAAAAUUGCCACUGACAUUGGCCUCAGCCCCGCGCGCAUUCUUUUCUUGUCCGACAAUAUCCACGAAAUCGUGGCUGCCAAGAAGGCUGGCUUCCAGACUGUCAUCACUGAUCGCCCCGGCAACGCCCCUCUCACUACUGAGGAGCGCAAUGGCAACAUUGUCGUUAAGUCGUUCUUGGAGAUUCCCAAGUCCCAGUAA